AUGGCUUUGGACCCCUCACAACAGCAGCGGUUUGGCCCCGGGCUCAGCUUUGACUACCAAGCCCACGCCCAGCCGCCUGCGUUCUCCAACCCUUGGUCAUCUUCCUCGUCGCCGCAGUCUGUUCCCGCCGCCGCUGGCCCAGGCAGUACUCUGUUCAACGUUCAUGGACAGCCCAGCAUGCCUCCCGUCCUGCUGCCUGGCAAGUCCAUUCCCGGCCGUGCCAGCACCGGAAGCGCCUCGUCCAUGACGUCGUACACCUCGAUGCCCUUGGGAUCUUCUGCCAGCAGCCACAACCCGUCGUCAGCCAGUCUCAGCAUGCACCACGACCUGUUGAACCCCAACCAAGAUAUUCUUAUGAACCGCAUGCAAACCUCGGCGGCGUCGUUUGGUGAAGCCAGCUACGCCACGUCGGCGUCGCCUGUCAAUGGUCACUUUGCACCGCCAGCAUCCGGGCCAUACGAGGCCAUGGGCUACACACCAGCUCCAGCUCGCCCACACCCUUUCCCCAUGAGCCACGAAGAGGCUGCUCGCAGAUUCUCGCAAGCUCCGAUGCCUCCUACCGAGGACCGACGCGCGUUUGCUGACGCUCUCGACGCCAGCCACGGCAUGCUGGCCAUGAGCCAGGACACGCCGAGAAACAUAUACGGCGGUCGCAACGACCGCUCUUCUGUUGAUUCCUACGGGUUUCCGUCGACGCACUCUACGAGCUCGUCGAUAUCAUCUACUGGUAACAUUAGCUCCUACUAUGGCGACUCGGUGUCCGAUUACUCAACUGCUGGAUCAGACAUUGAAUCGAGGACGCUGCCCCGCCCGCAAGGCCUCCUGGGCGCUCCGAUGCCGCCUGCACCGCAAUCGAUGAUGGGCCAGUUCAGCUCCAAGGUCUCGUCGAGCACGCAGAAGAAGCACAAGUGCAAGGUUUGCGACAAGCGCUUUACCCGCCCAAGCUCGCUGCAAACGCACAUGUACAGCCACACGGGAGAAAAGCCUUUUGCUUGUGACGUGGAAGGAUGUGGCAGACACUUUUCUGUUGUUUCCAACCUCCGACGCCACCGCAAGGUUCACCGUGGCGAUGCCCGCUCAGAAGCCGGCUCCGAAGACCAUCACUCCGACUAG
Molecule: messenger RNA, 1113 nt
Organism: Cordyceps militaris CM01
Lineage: Eukaryota; Fungi; Ascomycota; Sordariomycetes; Hypocreales; Cordycipitaceae
Product: C2H2 conidiation transcription factor
Exons: 3
Coding region: 1-1113 (370 amino acids)
Biological process (GO): regulation of transcription by RNA polymerase II
Cellular component (GO): nucleus
Molecular function (GO): RNA polymerase II cis-regulatory region sequence-specific DNA binding; DNA-binding transcription factor activity, RNA polymerase II-specific
Source: RefSeq, a predicted model, not a curated record